Molecule: messenger RNA, 847 nt
Organism: Acanthoscelides obtectus
Lineage: Eukaryota; Metazoa; Arthropoda; Insecta; Coleoptera; Chrysomelidae
Source: the annotation of a GenBank genome assembly
GGAAUUUUUUGAAGUGCAACCGGGUGUAACGUUUUCAUUGUGAUGGUGUGAGUGGGUUGUAGGGUGAAGUGUGGGCUUAUAUGUGUAAGUACGUAUAAAGGGAGGAGGACCAGAUAUGGCCUCCAAUAAUAUCGCAAAGCCAAUGCGGGUGCCCAAGUGUGCCAGAUGCCGGAAUCAUGGUAUGAUAUCUACACUGAGAGGACACAAGAAGCAAUGCAUCUACAAAAACUGCACAUGCAAAAAAUGCGGACUUAUAAAAGAACGCCAAAGGAUUAUGGCAGCUCAGGCAGCAGAAGAUGCAAUAGCACUGCACUUAGCGUCCGCAGAAAACGGAACCACCUACGAAUACUUACCGCCAGGUCGAAUUUUCGGGAUGCAAGUGACGUCUCCGGAACCGGACAGCUGUAAAAGCAACUCGGAAAUACCUCCAGAUAAUGGCCAAGAAGAAAUCAACGUCAGCCCAGCCAGCAUAGAUAUGCUCGCAAAGCUAUUCCCCAACAAGAAACGCGCAGUGUUGGAGUUGGUGUUGAAGAGAUGUAACCAUGAUCUUCUCAAAGCCAUAGAACACUUUAACAGUAAGCAAGCCAGCGAAGACGCAUCGCAUUCGUCUUCAGAAGAACCAAGUUCAGCUUUCAAGCCCGUGGGUAGUGCGGUGAAGAUGUCCAAGCCAUACGUGGUUCCACAUACGAAUACUUUUUCAUUAAUACCAAAUAGUUUGUACCCUUUUUGGCCGCUGUUCAAUCCAGCUCAGUUCAAUUCGAGUCCUGUGCUUCCUAGCCCGUUCCUCGUGCAAGGUUUGUGUGAGUGUGAGCAAUGUAAAGAAGUUGGGAAUACUAGGCCAGGCUGA